Messenger RNA from Helianthus annuus (common sunflower), 623 nucleotides. RefSeq lists its product as uncharacterized. Gene Ontology annotation, cellular component: nucleus; cytoplasm. The transcript has a single exon. Lineage: Eukaryota; Viridiplantae; Streptophyta; Magnoliopsida; Asterales; Asteraceae. Bases 112 to 414 code for a protein of 100 amino acids. The record is from RefSeq and is a predicted model, not a curated record.
AUCUUAACCAUCAACAUUCUCUCUCUCUAAGAAAACCUAAUCAUAUCCUCUCUCAUCCUUUCAUCCUGUUACUGAUUCAAUCGAUAUUCAAUCUCUGAUUCUUUGUUAAUAAUGGCGGAUCGAUCGGCGAAAUCGAGAACUCAACCGAGUCGUUUACAGCGGCGAGCUCCGGCGUCGAUUCAGGUAACUCCGGUGAGUAACUGGAACGUUGCGAUUCCGUUAUUAUCUCCGUUAGCUACGUCACCUGACGUGAAGAGAAAUUGUGUUGAUAUUAGUGACGAUAAAACCGUGGCGGAGCCGGAGAAGGCUCCGGUUGUGUGUAAACAGUGGCAACAUCCGGCUGCUCCGUUUUAUUAUGAGCCGGCGCCGACGUUGUUGCAAUCGAUCUGUAGUGGUGGUGUUGAUAGAAGUUGAUUGUUGAUUGAUAGAUUUAGUAGGUUUAGGUUUUGUGAUUGCAACGUGUAUUUUGAUCUAGAAGUUAGAUCUAACGGUGAAUGAUUAUCAGUUUUCUCCUGUUUUUGAUUGAUUUGUUUUUAAUAAGUUAUGAUGUGGAGGAUAUUGAUGUCUGCACUGAUGAACACUGGUUUGAUUGUUUAUUAUGUGAUUAGUAUUACUAGUUAGCU